This is a messenger RNA of Thecamonas trahens ATCC 50062, 673 nucleotides long. RefSeq lists its product as uncharacterized. The transcript has 2 exons. The record is from RefSeq and is a predicted model, not a curated record. The coding region runs from base 1 to 513 and encodes 170 amino acids. Lineage: Eukaryota; Apusomonadida; Apusomonadidae.
AUGUACACCGCUAUCCAGAAGAAUGAGUGUCCCGGGCAUGCGCAUGGCUCGGCCUCGCCUCUGGCGGCAUCGCCGUACCCUAUGGGCGGCUCGUACAUGUAUCCGACUCCACUGGCUACCUUCUCCUUUGCCAUGGGCUCGCCGUCGUCAGGAUACGCCCCCGCCUCGCCCCGGGCGUAUCCGGCCGUAUCCUCGCCUCGGGUCCCGCCUGUUCUCCGCUCCGUAUCCUCGCCUAGAUCGCCCGCCCACUACGGCUACGGCUACGGCUACGGCCUCGGCCCAUCAUUCCCGUCACCAACCGCAUCGCCGACAGCCUUUUGCGCCUCCCCGACUGCUGCGCGACAUAGCUCGUCCCGCCCCUCGCCCUCGGCCCCGGUCACCAUUCCGCACUCGGGCGCCGAUGUCAUCGUCGAGCUCCCCACGGCCGCUGUCACCACCGAUCCCGAGACCAAGGCCGACACCGGCACCGACACCGACGCCGAGACCGACACUGACGCCACACCCACCUCGUGAUCGAACCCCCCUUCCCAAGAGGCUGACCCAAACCCGACCCGACCAGCGCAUGGCCCGAGCUCGGGCCGCUCGACCUCGACCCAGCUCCUCUCUCACCCACCACCACCCCACCCUGUACACCGACCUUUCAAACCCACACUUACACCAAACACAGAGGCGC